AUGAAGGAAUCCUUUGAUAUUCCAUUUUAUGCAACUGACUUGCCCUGCCCUCUACCCACAAAUGCCGAAAUCGAGAAUGCUCCAGACAUAUCCUUGGAAUACGGAGGGCGAAGAAUCGUCGGAGUAGGCCAGCAUUUUGUUGUGAAGUUUGGGCAAGGAGUCGACCUCACCGAAGGAGAAAACAUGUUGUUUGUGCGGGAAAACACAAAUAUUUGUGUUCCACGGGUCUUCGCUCUUUAUUCGGACACCAAGACUGGCAAAAGCUUUAUCGUUAUGGAGCGCAUCAUCGGUCAAACACUUCUCGCGACCUGGCCACAACUUACAGAAUCGGAGAAACAAGAUAUACUGAGCGACCUGCGCAUACACUUUGAUGAACUGCGUCAGCUACCAUCUCCAAACUACUUUGGCAGUUUCGGCAAAAGAAAACUUCUGGAUGGCAUAUUUUGGACAGAAGAACCAGACCCAUUAGUAAAUGGGCCGUUCGAUUCUGAAGAAACCCUAAACGAAGCGAUGAUGCGAAAGUAUUGCUAUAAUGGAGGUCCACCCUACAGAAUGGAAUAUCUUCGAAAAUGCCUUCCUCUCAUUUUCCAAGGCCACAAAGCGACUUUCACCCACGGCGAUUUACAAAGAAAGAAUAUUAUCAUUCGCGAGAAAAUCCAGCAAGAUGAGGACAGAACGCGAGUCGUGUUAAUAGAUUGGGAGAAAUCUGGAUGGUAUCCGGUGUAUUGGGAAUAUUGCUUGGCUGUUUGUGCUCUACGAUGGGAUGAUGACUGGCCCCUUUGGAUUGACGCCAUUUUGACGCCAUUUGUCUCGGAAGCUGCAUGGCUGCAAUCACUGCGACUUGAAUUAUGGUCAUAG
This is a messenger RNA of Penicillium argentinense, 858 nucleotides long. Its product is annotated as phosphotransferase enzyme family protein. The coding region runs from base 1 to 858 and encodes 285 amino acids. The transcript has a single exon. Lineage: Eukaryota; Fungi; Ascomycota; Eurotiomycetes; Eurotiales; Aspergillaceae. The record is from RefSeq and is a predicted model, not a curated record.